AUGCUCCUCAAGAUCACCUUUCAAUUCUUACUAAUUCAGCAACUCCCGGUAGCCCGAAAACCUCUAGUGAAUGUCGUGAAUGCGCUGAGGAAUAACGAGGUGAGAAAAUUACACUUAUUACUUGGUUACUCCAAUCCCUCUGGAACCCUCAUCGAUGGCAAUCGGUGUGAUUUUGGGAGCACAUGUGACGUUUACUUCCUUCUUUGUAUCAAAAGCACUACGGGCACGUCCUGCGACAUGUACAAUGAGACCACGGAAGUCUAUCCAGACGUGACUGAGGUGAGCGCGGCGGGCGCGAUUGAAACGGUGAUCCCGCUAAUCUCACCCCUCAGAAAAACCAUGGAGAUAGUAAUCGACGUAUGGGAUUUUGACAUUGUUUCCAGCAGUGACUUCAUCGCCCAGUUUGAGGGGAUACUGGAUAUGGAAACGCUUUCGCAAAAUUGGUCAGCAGUUCCCCUGUUCCGGAGGGACCUCGUCUAUAUGAAUGAUGUUUUCAUGAAGGCCCUUGUACGUGUGGAUUGCGCGGGACAGGAGACGAACGGUACAUGCAACAUCGUGUGCAGGCCCCGUGAAGGUGUGAACACGUGCGACUCGGAUGGCAACUUCAUUUGUCUAAGAGGGUUUAUGGGUCCAACAUGCGAUCAGAUUGACUACUGUGCCGCAAAUGAUUGUGCAGACUAUGCCAUUUGUCAGUCGUUGCGAGAUGGAUACAAGUGCGUGUGCAGUGGCUACGAAGGUAGUGCAUGUGAGAAGGGCUAUAAUCCCUGCCUCGAUGGGUCCCUCUGCGGCCCUAACGGCCAGUGUAAAGCGGACGGACCAGAGUACCAGUGUGUCUGCGAGGUUGGCUGGGGCGGAAGACACUGUGAAAGAAAGGCCACGCCAUGCGAACGCGCCGCCCGGGAGCUGGGUCAGUCAACUGUCUGCCUUAACGGUGGCAGCUGUCAGAACAUCGGUGACAAUGAGUACUACUGUCAAUGUCCUCAACCCAGGACAGGACCCAGGUGCGAGGUGCUGGACAUCUGUAGUGCCGAAAAUUGCUCGGGCCAUGGUGCUUGUGCAUUUCUGGACUCAAGUGUGGACAGUUUCCACUGCGAAUGUAAUUACGGAUGGACUGGAGCCUCCUGCAGCCUAAAACUACUGACACCUUGUCAAGUCGCCAGUCAAAAACUUCACACAAAUGUGUCAAUGGUGUGCCUACACGGUGGCACAUGCGUCGACAACGCUAACGGUGUGGAUUUCAGUUGUGAGUGUUUACAAGGCUGGUUCGGGAGGCAAUGUGAAAUCUUCUUCACCCAGACAUUGUACUUCAUUCUACCUACGGCAAUGUUGCCACUUCUCAUCAUUGUAGUUAUCGCAGCGGCCUAUCGAAGAUAUCUAAGGCGAAGAUUCUGCGAAAAGACUAAACCCAUGACGUAUGUUACUCGACGGGUUAGUGAACACAGUGAAGACCCUAUCAGCCGCAAAAUAUCUCCGUACGCAAUUUACAUCCCAAGUGGGGGUGACAUUGCUGCCUACGGUCUAUACAAUGACCCUUACUACAUCCAGCCGGUGAAGGACCAGGAGAAGGUGCCACUCAGCCAUCAAAAUUCCGACGCAGUAACACUCGACAGGAGAGAGAGCGGCGGAGGUCUCACACCCAUUCUGCCACCAAAGAAUGCUCCGGGUGUGAAGGGACCAAGAGGCUCAACCGAUAAGCAUAUUUACAUCAAUAACUUUAACUCUGCCAUCGAGUAG
Echinococcus granulosus is the source of this 1734-nucleotide messenger RNA. RefSeq lists its product as hypothetical. Gene Ontology annotation, biological process: cell communication. Gene Ontology annotation, cellular component: membrane. The transcript is spliced from 11 exons. Gene Ontology annotation, molecular function: calcium ion binding. The record is from RefSeq and is a predicted model, not a curated record. NCBI's taxonomy places the organism in Eukaryota, Metazoa, Platyhelminthes, Cestoda, Cyclophyllidea, Taeniidae. Bases 1 to 1734 code for a protein of 577 amino acids.